Anopheles merus is the source of this 2113-nucleotide messenger RNA. RefSeq lists its product as uncharacterized. Gene Ontology annotation, cellular component: nucleus. Bases 309 to 2042 code for a protein of 577 amino acids. The record is from RefSeq and is a predicted model, not a curated record. The transcript has 4 exons. Lineage: Eukaryota; Metazoa; Arthropoda; Insecta; Diptera; Culicidae.
AAAAACGAGUGAUGUGGUGAUUACAAUAUCGAGCAGAACGGCUAUUCCGGAUCGGAUUAACUCGUACCGAUUGGAUACCAAUCCCGACCGAUCGGGCGGCUGUCAAACGGAGGAUGACGAACAAGAUUAUUCAUGUAUGGAAGCCAUCGAGAGCAGACGCGAUCUACGGUACCACAAAUACCCAGCAGCCACUGUAACAUCUUUUUCCGGUAUUAUCGGCAGACCGGCAGAAGUUGAAUGCGGACUUAUCUAAACAGAUCAACUCCAACUUAGCAAGUGUGCAAGUGAAGCUCCUAGUGCAAGCAAAAAUGGGUAUUCGUCACCUGCACACGUUUAUGGAAAAGAAUGGCGGCUUUUACACAGUGAACAUGGAGCAUGAAAUUCUCAAAGCAAAGACAUUCACCGAAAAUCCCUUAUUGGUAAUCGACAUGAAGGCGUUGCACGCUAUAUUUAGUACCGACAAACGUAGCCUACUGUGCGGCAGUCAGUUUUGGGUAGUGGAACAUAUGGCAGAUACGUUUUUCAAACGCCUCACCGAUGCUGGUGCUGUACUGGUAUUUUAUUACGACGGAACACUGCAACUGAAAAAGAACGAAAAAUGGAUCGCUACCCAGAAUGAAAAGUACGAUCGGAUGAUCACCAUCCUCGACGGAAUCGAUGCAGAGCCGUCUUUGAAAGAGGCUGCAGACAUGUUCGAACGGACGAUACCAUACAACACGUGCAUCAUAUUGAAGAACGUGGCCAAACGGCACGGCAAGUUUAUCGUCUCCAAGGACUUGAAAUGUGAUCAAGCGUUGGCGAUUUACGCCACCAAGUUUAAGGCACUGGCGAUCGUUACGCACGACACCGAUUUCCUCAUUUUCGAGGGCAGGUGGCAGGUGUGGCACGCGAACCAUAUCGAUGUGAACAAGUUGAUUACGAAGGCCUACUGCAAGCAGGAGCUACUACGCACGCUUGGUUUGCAGUGGCGUCAGAUGGCAUUGUGGGCAACGUUGGCCGGGAACAGUUUCUUCAAAUACGACGAGCUAGUACCCUUUCUAGGCCAGCUUGGCCCAAACAAUCAAAAGCUUUAUCGAUUGGCCGAAUAUGUGCGACAGUUGCCGCUGCGAAACGGAAAGCUAGAUGACAAUACGGUACACUCGAUACUGGCGCGGGUGUACUGGAACAGACAAGUACCGCCCGAGGCUUACGAGUGGUUUCGGCAAAGUGUUGCCUUCUAUCAGGUGAAUGAACCAGCGAAGGAUUCGCAGCAGAACGACGGUGAUCCUUUCGCUUACUUACUGGAGGACGAACAUUACGUCUCCUACAGUAUUCUGACCGAUAAGCCGUAUACCUGUACCCUCUUAUUCUUUGAUUAUCGAUCGUCCGAGAUGGGAAAUUACUAUGAAAUCAUCGAACCGAUCAUUGCACGCAUGGCAGGUAUACUGCUCUAUCAUCACAAGGAAGAACGGCAGCAUGUAACGCUGGCCAUAAAGCGCAAUCAUCAUGAGUCACACUCGGUCGUCACAAUUCCAGCCACGUUCCCUACUGCCAUUACACCACCCCCGUUAGUUGAGUUGAUUUCAAAGGAUGAAAGUGUACAGGCCUCGCUGCUCGAUCGUAAACUGCAACUCUGGCGCUGGGUUUGUUCCGACGAUUUGCUCGACGUGGAAGAGUUCAAUACCGUGCCACCCGCGUUCAUGUGCACGGUACUUACCCUGUACCGCUUGAGGCAGUGUGGCGCCAUCCGCAUAUUCGAAGCGGAUCUACUUUUGCUCAUUGCUCAGCAGCUUUCUAAGGGUGUGUUCGAUCUAACGCUAGAACCUCAUCCACAGCGCCUGAAUCCACGAGCCUUUCGAUUGGCAUUUGUAUUUCAGAAUGUGUACCACCAUAUGGCUCGGGUGGCCAAAGUGCUUGGUCUGUCCGAAGAGUACCGACCGAUGACACCAUACGAUGGGCACCGGUUCCACAACAUGUAUAACGUGUGGACAGGCAUGAAUGUGGAAUCAGAGUUCCAAUCGAUCGGAGAAUGGCGUUUUUACAAGAAUGCAAAUAGCACAUAACGUAUCGACUGAAUGAAUCACACGUUCUAGUAUAGUUGCGAAAAACUAAAAUAAAAAUCUUGUAAAAAGCA